CUAGAUAUGGAAUUCCCAAAUUCUUAAACAAAAACCCUAACCCUAGCCCCACCCCCAAUUUAUCCUUUCAGAUCUUUCAUACAAACCCAAUUUUUUUUAAUUCGAUUCAGUCUCUUAUUUUGCCAGAGGCCAAGCAAUCAAAGCCCUUAAAUUGCCUCCUUUAAUCAUCUACACCCUAAAGAAUUUGUAAGCUCUCUUCCUCUUUUUUCCCCCUUUUCCCCGUAAAUCAUCUUUCGUUUGGACACGAUUAAUAUGAAGUUUUCAAUCUUAUCGGUAUUAGAAGAUUGUAUGGCGAGAAGUAGUUGAGAAUUAGGGACGAAACAAGUAGAGAAAGGUAAAGAACACAGUAUUUUAGCAAUAUUUGUAUAUACAUCAUAUACAGGGGCAAAUUUUUUUAUGAUCAUUAUAUAUAGAGAGGGGAGGGUGUAGUAGGAAGACAUGGGGAGCUCGGAAACAGAAGAAGGAAUACUUGAUUGUGGUGCUGGGUGCAUUGUUUGGGUCCGGAGGCGAAAUGGGUCAUGGUGGCCAGGUAAAAUUCUCGGUCCAGAUGAGCUUUCAACUUCACAUGUGAUGACACCACGAUCUGGAACUGCAGUGAAGCUUCUCGGAAGGGAUGAUGCUAGUGUGGAUUGGUACAAUUUGGAGAAGUCAAAGCGUGUGAAGGCUUUCAGAUGUGGUGAGUUUGAUGACUGUAUUGAACGAGCUGAGGCUUCUCUAGGCAUGCCUCCAAAGAAAAGAGAGAAAUACGCACGUCGUGAAGAUGCAAUAAUUCAUGCUCUUGAACUUGAGAGGCAACUGGCAGGGGGCAAAAAUGGGAAAACAAGUUAUUCAUGUAAUGAUAAAAAAUCACCAGAUGACAAUGUAAGAAGAGAUGUAGUGACAUCCCCAGAAUGCUUCGAAUAUCAAAAUCAAGAACAGUUAUCCCUGAAAUCUCAUAAAGCUUCUGAGAGUUCUGGUCUCCAGCUUAAGGAUGAAAAUGGAGUCUCCACUCUGUGUGGAGAUGUAGGCCCAAAGGGAAACCAACUUAGUGGGGAUAAUUAUUCCAUUUUACCUCCUAGAAAGAGAGGUUUGCAUGACUUUGGCCUUAGCACAGCCCCUUCAGAGCAUAAGCCUCCAGUUGAUUCAAGUGGCACUAACAAACCUUUCACUGAGAGCACUGCUCUUCCUGACGAGAGUCCAAACAAAGUAGGCCUCAUUAAUGCAAACAAAGAGAGUUUAUUAGAUGAGAAAGCUGUUUCCAAGAAGCGUGAUAGACACCAUCUUGUUCAAGUAUCAAAGAGUACUGAAAAGUUGCCAGUUUCUUAUCCUCAGCCUGAUAGGAGUAAUGUUUUAACCUCUGUAUCAGGAGAAGAGCAGUUUGGAGUUGUGUGCCAUGCAAAGAAAGGAAGGUAUACUUAUGGAGCAGAUGACUCCAGAGAUGGUUUUAAUGGUAAGAUAAAUCUUCCCACUGAAACAGAUAUCUCAACUUCAAAAUUGGAAGGAAGCGACUAUCCUCACCCAGAUGAGUCAUGUGAAGAGAAAACUUCUGAAUCUACAGAAUGUACUGAAACUGAUUCUUGCAGGAGUGACUCUCAGGAAUCAGAUUCAGAUGAUGAUAUAGCAACACUUGCAGAAGGUGCCGCAUCUAUAGAAUUAAGACCUAAAUAUUUGGGAAGAUCUGAAGCACAUGCUGACCAUGGAAGCACAAGCAGUGAAGAUUCUGAUGACUUUUCAGGAGCAGAUUCUCAUCCUUAUCUUAACAAUACUGUAUCUGCAAGUGUUGGGGUGUCAAAGUGGCUACUCAAAGGGAAAAGGAAUAACCGAGGUGUUGUUAAAAGAUCUCUGGACACAUACGAGGAAUAUCAUUUAAAAAGACCCAGUUAUAUGACCAAUCCUGUGGAAAAGAGAAGUUAUGGUGGUACUGAAGCUAAUUCAUUGAUGAAAUCUAGGGCAAAGAUGGCUGGAUAUGGAUCUAGAGUUGCAGGUACCUGGAAUGCUGUCAAUUUGGGGGACUUAUCUUGGAAUGAUCAGCAUACUAAAGGAGAUUGGGCAAACUCUGGAGAGUACCUUGAUCCUUUGUAUAACUCUCACCAUCUUGGUGGGCCAAGAAUGCUGAUAGAUGUGGAUUUGAAAGUCCAAGCUGGUUACAAGAGACAGCCUGUACCUUUGAUUUCAUUAACAAGUAAGAAAAGUGGGCAGGCAAUAGUAGGGCACCCUGUCAAAAUUGAAGUCCUUGAAAAUGGCGCUUUUGAGAGCCUUUAUGGUGCAGUUGAUGAUAUAUGCCCAGAAACAUUAGAUGAUGCAUCACACCAACCCAUGUGGAGGACUGCUCGUAGGACAGCUGGUGCCCGAGUUCCACGUCCUCAUCUAUCAUCAAUAGAGCGCGACAGAAAUGUUAGUAAAGCUAGUUCAACAGGUUUUGGUCAAAAGGCAAGUCCAGUGAGGAAGAGCACCUCCCAACCUCCACUUGAGAAGGCGUUCUCCAAAAGGCCACAUAGAAAUGGAACCAUGUCUUCUAAUCAGAAGAUAAGAACGCUUUCAUCAAUUGCCUCGCAACAGAAACAAAGCAGUGAUAUGAAGCGUAGCUUCAACAGUUUCCAAGUGAAUGGGCUACUCAAACAAGAGAGUAUGCCCACAGUAGCGUGUAUUCCGGUGAAGCUAGUGUUCAGCAGAUUAAAUGAGGAGUUGGUGGGACGUCAUCCAUAGAAACAAGCCUGGUCUGGAGUAAGACAAUACACAAGUAACUAGUAAUACUAACUUGUAAUGUGCAAACAAUAAUAUCAUGUCUGAUAAUGCAUCCAUGACCCAUCUAUUGUUGGGUCUUUGUUGUCCAAUAUCUGUAUUUAGGCAAAUUAUUGCAUGGACCAUGGCACACACAACUGUGUGGACCAAAAAUAAAAAGUACAUUAUUUUUGUA
Molecule: messenger RNA, 2896 nt
Organism: Ipomoea triloba (trilobed morning glory)
Lineage: Eukaryota; Viridiplantae; Streptophyta; Magnoliopsida; Solanales; Convolvulaceae
Exons: 3
Coding region: 439-2685 (748 amino acids)
Source: RefSeq, a predicted model, not a curated record